Messenger RNA from Ogataea parapolymorpha DL-1, 912 nucleotides. RefSeq lists its product as uncharacterized. The coding region runs from base 1 to 912 and encodes 303 amino acids. The transcript has a single exon. Gene Ontology annotation, molecular function: phosphatidylinositol binding. Lineage: Eukaryota; Fungi; Ascomycota; Pichiomycetes; Pichiales; Pichiaceae. The record is from RefSeq and is a predicted model, not a curated record.
AUGGUGGAGGUCAGAAUACCCAGCACCAUGGUGCUAAACGACUACCAUCUCUACAACAUUGAAAUACAAUUUGAGUCUGGUGUCCAGGUGCACAAGUUGAGCAAGCGUUUCAGCGAUUUUGUGGAGUUCAAGAAGGAAUUGGAGGACUCUUUGCACAAGACCAUUCCCUAUAGCUUGCCUUCCAAAUUCACCGCGUUGUACCAGAGCCGCGCAACAACGAUAGAGCAGCGGCGAGUUGGGCUGGCGGAGUUUUUGAACGGGCUCCUAAACGAUGAGCAGCUUAGGACGCACAAGCUGGUAGGCGAGUUUCUCUAUCUGCCAGAAAACACAUUCACUCAGGAAAAGGAAGUACCGAGGUUGUCGCAAAUUGAGUGGUUGGAGGUGUCAAAGGAGGUUAAAUCUCUACUCCAAAGUGUAAGGUCGAAGCUUUUCGCAAAACAGGCCAACCUUUUUGAGUGCAAGCGCAUUCUAGACACCUGUGAGGCUAGAAUCGACCAGCUGAAUAAGUAUGUGCACAAUGAUGAGCUUGGAGCAGGCGAGGUGAGGCGGCGCAAGGCUCUUGUGGACCAGCAGCGUCAUGAGUGCAAUGAACUGCGUGUUUUAUCAAGGGGAGUGGCCACUGCUACCGAGAAACCUACAUUUAAAAGAAGUUUAGGCAAAGCCAAGGAAACAGAGGCCACGAAGCCACUAGACAAUGAACAACUGUAUCAGCAACAGCAGCUACUGAUGAACAAACAGGACACAGAACUGGAUCAGCUACGCAGCAUACUAAAUAGGCAAAAGCAGAUCGGAUUGACUAUCAACGAGGAACUCAGUGUACAAAAUGAAUUACUUCAAGGCUUGGAAAAUCAAGUCGACAGCUCGCAGCAAAAAAUGAACUCUGCAAAGAAGAAGAUUGGCCGGAUUCUCUAG